AAAGUGAACAGAGCGAUGCACACACGCAGCCGUCGGCUUGGUUUCCCCCCCCUGAAUCCAAGUCACCUCCUCCUCACACCUCACCUUCCCCCUCUCUCCUCCGAUCGCGCGCGCAUGGCGAUGUCACGAGCCGCCGCCGCUGCCGCGGGGACUCCCGUGGCGCGGCGGCGAUUGAUGGGGGCCGUGGCGGCGAGGUCGAUGGCGUCGUGGUUCGGCCACGUGGAACCGGCCGCCAAGGACCCCAUCCUCGGCGUCACCGAGGCGUUCCUCGCCGACCCCUCCCCGGACAAAGUCAACGUCGGCGUCGGCGCGUACCGGGACGACAGCGGGAAGCCCGUGGUGCUGGAGUGCGUGCGCGAGGCGGAGCGGCGGAUCGCCGGGAGCAUGAACAUGGAGUACCUUCCAAUGGGUGGAAGCAUAAAGAUGAUUGAAGAAUCACUUAAACUGGCCUAUGGGGAGAACUGUGAGUUCAUCAAGGACAAGAGGAUCGCAGCAGUGCAGGCUCUUUCAGGAACUGGUGCAUGUCGCCUCUUUGCAGAUUUCCAGAAGCGUUUCUUGCCAGAUUCACAGAUUUAUAUACCCACACCUACAUGGGCCAACCAUCACAAUAUUUGGAGGGAUGCCCAAGUACCACAAAAGACAUUUACCUAUUACCAUCCAGAGUCAAGAGGACUUGACUUUGCAGGCCUAAUGGAUGAUAUCAAGAAUGCUCCAGAUGGUUCAUUCUUUUUGCUUCAUGCUUGUGCGCAUAAUCCCACUGGAGUAGAUCCUUCAGAAGAACAAUGGAGGGAGAUAUCUCAUCAGUUCAAGGUGAAGAAACAUUUUCCAUUCUUCGACAUGGCAUACCAAGGAUUUGCUAGUGGUGAUCCAGAGAGAGAUGCCAAGGCAAUUCGAAUAUUUCUUGAAGAUGGACAUCAAAUUGGAUGUGCACAGUCAUAUGCGAAAAACAUGGGACUUUAUGGACAAAGAGCAGGAUGCCUUAGUAUUCUAUGUGAUGAUGAGAUGCAAGCAGUUGCUGUUAAGAGCCAGUUACAACAGAUUGCUAGACCUUUGUACAGCAACCCACCCGUUCAUGGUGCAUUAAUUGUUUCAACUAUUCUUGGUGAUCCGGAGUUGAAAAGUUUAUGGCUGAAAGAGGUCAAGGGUAUGGCUGAUCGUAUCAUUGGAAUGCGAACAGCACUCAAAGAGAACCUUGAAAAGUUGGGUUCACCAAUGUCAUGGGAACAUAUCACUAAUCAGAUUGGAAUGUUCUGCUACAGUGGUAUGACACCUGAACAAGUCGAUCGCUUGACAAAAGAGUUCCAUAUCUACAUGACUCGUAACGGGCGGAUAAGCAUGGCUGGAGUAACAACAGGAAAUGUUGCCUAUCUGGCUAAUGCUAUUCAUGAGGUUACCAAGACAAAGUGAGAGUGUUGGAGACAUUCCUAUCAUCAUUUUCAGUACCUUUUUACCGACCGCAAAAUGGGUCAAAUGGUGAAAUAAAAUUGUAGUCCGAUAUGAUGUGAAAUAAAAUGGCUGGUAAGCUAGAAAAGGGCAAGUUUAUUUUUUGAGGACAAGACUUUUGCUGUACCAGUGAAAACAUUUUUUAGGACAAGACUUUACAGUUAGAACGAACGUUCUAACUGUGACAGUGUCAUGCUUUGUAAAGGAAGUGUACCUUUCCACCGAUGGGCAUUUUUGAUUGCUCGAGUGUCAUCAGGAAGUCCA
Molecule: messenger RNA, 1707 nt
Organism: Oryza sativa Japonica Group (Japanese rice)
Lineage: Eukaryota; Viridiplantae; Streptophyta; Magnoliopsida; Poales; Poaceae
Product: aspartate aminotransferase, mitochondrial
Biological process (GO): amino acid metabolic process; biosynthetic process
Cellular component (GO): mitochondrion
Molecular function (GO): L-aspartate:2-oxoglutarate transaminase activity; pyridoxal phosphate binding
Source: RefSeq, a predicted model, not a curated record